Malus domestica (apple) is the source of this 1098-nucleotide messenger RNA. Lineage: Eukaryota; Viridiplantae; Streptophyta; Magnoliopsida; Rosales; Rosaceae. The record is from RefSeq and is a predicted model, not a curated record.
AUGGCUGGAUCUGGAAGUUCUGAGGUGAGAACUCCGAUCUUCUCCGGUGAGAACUACGAGUUCUGGAGAAUCAAGAUGGUGACGAUCUUCAAAUCUCACGGGCUAUGGAAAUUAGUUGAAAAGGGGAUUACGAUCUCAGAAACAAAGAAGAAGAAGGUUGAAGGAAGCUCAGAGGAAGAAGAAGACGAUGAGAAAAUGGUCGCAGCAUAUAUGCAAGAUGCAAAAGCUCUGGUUAUUAUCCAGAAUGCGGUCUCGGAUCAAAUAUUUCCUCGGAUUGCCAAUGCUGAAUCAGCCAAGAUGGCAUGGGAUCUACUGUAUGGAGAAUACCAUGGUGGUGAUCAGAUGAGAACAUUUGGUGAAUCCCUUUCUAAUGAGAGACUUGUGCAGAAGGUUCUGAUUAGUCUAAGUAAGCCUUAUGAUUCCAUCUGUUUAAUUAUAGAAAACACAAAGUGUCUAGAGUCUGUUGAGCUGCAAGAAGUUGUUGCGAUUUUGAAGAGUCAGGAACAACGAUUUGACUUGCAUAAUGUUGAUACCAUUGAGAAGGCUUUUGCAUCAUUCUCAGUAAGUCCAAAUGGGCAAAAUAGAAGUGGAGUUCAAUCUGGCUCAUCAAAAUUCCAGAAGAAUUGGAAUGCUAAGGGAAAGAAAUGGGAUUCGAAACCUCGAUUCCAACAGAAACCUUUCACUUGUCCUGCACCAAAUCCAUAUCAGUCACAGUCAAUGAGUCAAGAGACUGUCAAACCACAGUGUAGAGUGUGUUCUAAGUAUCAUUUUGGUGAAUGUCGAUAUAAGGGGAAGCCUAAGUGUUAUAAUUGUGAUAAGUUUGGUCAUUGGGUUAGAGAAUGCACUGUAGGGAAGAUUGUGCAAAAGGCAAACUCUGUAAAUCAGGUGGAAGUGUCAGGAAAUCUGUUCUAUGCUAAUAGUGCAAUCUCAGAAACAAAUAUCAAUGGAAAUUGGUAUGUUGACAGUGGUUGUAGUAAUCACAUGACAGGGAAUGCUGAUCUCCUUGUUGACAUAAAUACAAAUGUUGCUGGAAAGGUGCAAAUGCCUACUGGUGUGUUAGUAAAUGUGGCUGGAUGGAAUGGGUUCAUUGCAGAUUGA